Molecule: messenger RNA, 1458 nt
Organism: Salvelinus sp. IW2-2015
Lineage: Eukaryota; Metazoa; Chordata; Actinopteri; Salmoniformes; Salmonidae
Source: RefSeq, a predicted model, not a curated record
CACAACCUGGCUCUCUGGCCCAGCGUUUCUGACACGCCAGUCUCUGUCUUGAAAGGGAUGCUUUUCCCCCCCUCAGAGAGCUGACGUUUGCCCCCCAAGUGUCCACACUGAAAGACAACUUCCUUACGCUUUUCAAGGUUCUCCACGUGGAAGUYGCCGACUCGUGCCAUCACUCACCUCGUCCACAUCCCUCGUCUCUUCAUCAACACUACAGCGGGAAAAAACAGCAACUGAAAGGGCUGGCACUACUGUCAGACAGCAUGCACACCAGACAGAUUCUCUCAGUCAAAGGAUAUCGUCAUACGGACAGUCCAAGAGGAAAUCAAUCCAAGAGAGUUUGAGUGGAUCAGGAACCAGGAAAAGAAUCCCUAAGAAAGCUCUCUGAGAGCCUUAGAUCCAUUAAUUGAUAAAGACAGCCUUCUGAAAGUUGGGGGUCGCGUCACAGAAGCAGAACUUGGACAUGACGAGAAGAACCCCCUGAUCAUCCCGGGGAAGCAUCACGUCGCAACUUYACUGGUGAGGCUUUAACACAAACGGAUCCAACAUCAGGGAUGCCUUUUCACAGAGGGAGCCAUCGGUACAACCGGUCUUUGGGUAGUUGGCGGUAAAAGGUGCGUGAACAGCAUCAUCCACCAGUGUGUCACCUGUCGGAGACUUCGCUGUCCUCCUUAGGCACAGAAGAUGGCCAGCCUUCCUGCUGAUCGUCUUUCCACCGAGCCUCUGUUCACCCAUGUCAGCCUGGAUGUGUUUGGUCCAUGGACCGUUGCCUCUCGCCAGACAAGAGGCCUCGCCCACAGUAAGCGGUGGGCCGUCAUAUUCACCUGUAUGAGCGCGAGAGCCGUUCAUAUUGAAGUCCUUGAGUCACUGGAUACAUCAAGCUUUAUCAGCRCCCUGAGGCGUUUCUUCUCGAUCCGAGGCCCAGCAAAUCAGAUUCGUUCCAACCGUGGGACCAAUUUCCUUGGGGCCUGCAGGGAACAUAAGAUCCCCUCGAACAUCAACGACGACUCCGUGGAUACCWACCUGUCAGAAYRGGGCUGCAUCUGRAUAUUCAACCCGCCACAUGCYKCUCACAUGGGUGGUGCCUGGGAGAGGAUGAUUGGUGUAGAAUCCAGGAUUCUCCUUGCUAUGUUCCUCCAACAGGGUCAUUCAACGCUAAGUCACGAAACGCUCAUUACUCUGAUGGCAGAAGUGGCUGCCAUCAUCAAUGCCAGACCUCUGGUUCCAGUCUCUACAGAUCUAGAUGACCCGCUCAUACUUACACCUGCUGCUCUCCUCACACAGAAAGUGAGUAUCCCUUCGAGUCCUGCUGGCGACUACGGAGCCAAGGACCUCUUUAAGCGGCAGUGGCUUCAGGUUCAACAUCUUGCAAAUACCUUCUGGGAUAGGUGGAGGAAGCCAUACCUGUCUUCACUUCAGAUANUGAGUCACUGGAUACAUCAAGCUUUAUCAGCACCCUGA